AUGACCUGCCAUAAUGGUUACCCGGAUUUUGUAGCCACCAGUCAGAACAAAUACAUCUCUGUCAAACACGGCAUUGACUGUGAGCGUUGUCAUGGCCCGGGUGGCCUGCACGUAGCCAAUAAGAUAGCCGGUAAUAUGACCGAUACCUCCAAAGGCCCGGAUUACUCGAUCGUCAAUCCGCGCCGGCUAUCUACCGAGAUGCAGAACAAUAUCUGCCAGCGCUGUCACCUGCAGGGCGUAUCGGUGCUCAAUGACGGGAAGACGUUUUUUGACUUCCGCCCGGGCAUGAAGCUGUCGGAGGUGGAAAAUGUAUUUAUGCCGCAAUAUGAGGGUGCCGAUGAUAAGAUGAUCAUGGCCAGCCAUGUAGAGCGGAUGAAGAAGAGCAACUGUUAUGUGACUAGCGGUAAGAUGAGCUGCAUUACCUGCCACGAUCCGCACGGCAAUACCACCAUGGCUUAUGAGUUCCUGAACCGGGCGCAUGACCUGGAUCCAGAUCAUGAACAAACACUGAUCAACCUGGCAGUAUGGCAUCAUAAUAAUGGCACGGAUGAUAAGGCGCGUAAAUACCUGCUGCAAUUGCUGAAGCGCAACCCCAAUAAUGAACAGGCGAAGGCGAUGCUGGCGGAUCUUCCCUGA
This is a messenger RNA of Ostertagia ostertagi, 636 nucleotides long. The record is from the annotation of a GenBank genome assembly. NCBI's taxonomy places the organism in Eukaryota, Metazoa, Nematoda, Chromadorea, Rhabditida, Trichostrongylidae.